Messenger RNA from Elephantulus edwardii (Cape elephant shrew), 1140 nucleotides. RefSeq names its product megalencephalic leukoencephalopathy with subcortical cysts 1 (gene MLC1). Bases 1 to 1140 code for a protein of 379 amino acids. The transcript has 11 exons. Gene Ontology annotation, cellular component: plasma membrane; endoplasmic reticulum; cytoplasmic vesicle. Gene Ontology annotation, biological process: regulation of response to osmotic stress. The record is from RefSeq and is a predicted model, not a curated record. Lineage: Eukaryota; Metazoa; Chordata; Mammalia; Macroscelidea; Macroscelididae.
AUGGCCCGGGACGAACCGUACCGCGAGGAGUUCAGCUAUGACCGGAUGCCCACCCUGGAGCGAGGCCGGACAGAUACCCCGAGCUUCGGCCCAGACGCUAAGCCCAACGACCUGCAGCUGUCCCGGCGCCUCCCGCCCUGCUUCAGUUCCAAGACCUGGGUGUUCUCUGUGCUGAUGGGGAGCUGCCUCCUAGUAACCUCCGGCUUUUCACUUUACCUGGGAAACGUGUUUCCUUCGGAGAUGGACUACCUGCGCUGUGCAGCUGGUUCUUGUGUGCCCGCUGCAAUUGUGAGCUUUGCUGUGACGAAGAGAAGGGUCAAUGCGAUCCCUAACUUCCAGAUCUUGUUUGUCUCCACGUUUGCUGUCACCACAACGUGCUUGGUUUGGUUUGGAUGUAAGCUUGUCUUGAACCCGUCGGCUGUAAACAUAAACUUCAACCUGGCCCUGCUCCUCCUCAUGGAACUGCUCAUGGCCGCCACUGUGAUCAUCUCUGCCCGGUCCAGUGGGGAGCCCCUGGGCAAAGAGAAGGCUCCCACGGUGGACAACACCAACAUUUUGGAUGAGGUGGUCUUUCCUGCUCGUGUCCUGAAGUCCUACUCAGUCAUCGAAGUCAUAGCCGGCAUCUCAGCCUUUCUGGGCGGGGUUAUCACUCUGAAUGUGGACGAUGUGGUCUCAGGCCCCCACCUGUCCGUGACCUUCUUCUGGAUACUAGUGGCUUGUUUCCCAAGUGCCAUUGCCAGUCAUGUGACAGCGGAGUACCCCAGCAAGUGCCUGGUGGAGGUCCUGCUUGCCAUAACCAGCAUCACGUCCCCGCUGCUUUUCACGGCCUCGGGCUACCUUUCCUUCAGCAUUCUGAGGAUUGUGGAGAUUCUCAAGGAUUAUCCACCGGCCAUAAAGCAAGCAUAUGACGUGCUGCUGCUGCUGCUGCUACUGGUGCUGCUUCUACAGGCUUGCCUCACCACCGGCACCGUCGUCCAGUGCGUGCGCUUCAAGGUCCAGUGUCGGCUGCAGGACGCACCCUGGGACUCUGUGCAGGCCAGCCGGCCAGAGCCCCCAGCAGGGGAGGUGGCCAGGAGCCCACGCCAGGAGUUUGACAAGGACAAGGCCUGGCGGGCAGUGGUGGUGCAGAUGGCCCAGUGA